AAAAAAAUUAAAAGUCGAAAGCUACGAAGGCCAACGGCAGCAUCCGCAUCGUAUAUAAGAUGCUCGUCUGCUCACAGAUCACAUCACUCUCCUUCAACGGUCGAGACUGCAAAGAUGAUGAAGUUCCUGUGGUUGCUGAUUGUGGUCGUGGCCCUCGUGGCUGCCGACGAUAGCAGCGACGACGACAACGCUGACGGAGUCCAGGGGCGCACUGGCGCUGCUGCUGGAGCCUCUGGGGACAAGAGGUUCUUCGGACUCGGUGGCCUGCCCAUUGGAGGAGGAUUCGGAUUCCAGGGGGGACUGGGAUUCGGAGGGGGACUUGGAGGUGGUUUUGGCCUCGGAGGGGGACUUGGAGGUGGAUUCCCCAUCGGAGGGGGACUUGGUGGACUUGGCGUCGGUUGCCGCUACUGGUGCCCAGCCAUCUACGGUCAAUACCUCUGCUGCGACCAUCUCAACCCAAACAACUUCCUAUUUUUCGAUGAAGCUAGAGGGGAAAGACGCAAGAAUCUGAGUCCAUUACUGGAAGCACAGUUCUAUCUGGACCGUGACUGGAAGAAACCUCAGGACUUGACUAAAGAUGACGACGUAAUCUUUACUUUGAGCUUGGUCCUCUCGGUCUCACAGGAAGUUGUUGGGGUUGAGAUGGUCGCAGCAGAGGUACUGACCGUAGAUGGCCGGGCACCAGUAGCGGCAACCGACGCCAAGUCCACCAAGUCCCCCUCCGAUGGGGAAUCCACCUCCAAGUCCUCCUCCGAGGCCAAAUCCACCUCCAAGUCCCCCUCCGAAUCCCAGUCCCCCCUGGAAUCCGAAUCCUCCUCCAAUGGGCAGGCCGCCGAGUCCGAAGAACCUCUUGUCCCCAGAGGCUCCAGCAGCAGCGCCAGUGCGCCCCUGGACUCCGUCAGCGUUGUCGUCGUCGCUGCUAUCGUCGGCAGCCACGAAGGCCACGACCACAAUCAGCAACCACAGGAACUUCAUCAUCUGAAAUCCUCCAACGGGACCGAUUCCACCACCGAAACCACCGCUAAAACCACCGCUAAAUCCACCGCCAAAACCGCCGCCGAAGCCGUCGUCGAAGAAUUUCUGGGAGCCUGGACGACCUCGCCCUGUGCGGCCUUCGACGCCGCUGGCACCAGCGUCGUCGUCCCCAUGAUCAUCAUCAGACUGAGAAGGGGAGCUGCUAUCGUCUGCAGCCACAAGGGCCAAGACGGCAAUCAGCAACCACAGCACUCACAUCAAGAUAUUUUCACAAUGGUGCUCACAAAUUACGAACGAGGGUAUCGUUCUACUACAAAUCUGUUAACGGCCAAAGCCCUGAGGAGGCUUGCAAACGUGCUCUUGCAAGCAGGUGUCGAAGCAGCACUUGUCAACGCCGCCGCAGGACCCAUCGUUGGAGCAAGUGACGGGGGGCUGGAAGCUCCUGACGGGUGGGCAGGCGGGGCGGACAGGUGGGCAGAAUCCAGGCUUCACUCCAACGAAGCUCUGAGGCUGGUUGAUGUUUUCACAGCAGUAAGCCUGCCCCUGGGGAGUCCUGCACCAGUAGCGGCAAGAUUACCACCGAAUCCUGGAUUAACGGAAAACCCUCCUCCGAAACCAGACUGCAAUCCGCCCAGUCCUGUAGUGACACCGAAGGAGUUUCCGAAACCUCCAGUUGGUGGAAUUGGUGCAACAAUAGCGGGACUUACUGCAACGGGGCCUCCAAAGCCUCCUGGACCUCCAAAGCCUCCUGGACCUCCAAAGCCUCCUGGACCUCCAAGGCCUCCUGGACCUCCAAAGCCUCCUGGACCUCCAAAGCCUCCAGCGCCUCCGAGGAAUCUCGUGUUUGCUUCGCCGUCACCUGCUGGUUUGUCACCUGCUGCUGGUUUACUUCCAGUGCGCCCCUCCACGGACGUUGGCACACAACUGAUUCUACCCGACUACGAAAUAUCACCCGUGCAAAAGAUGAGGUUAGUGUGGCUGGUCACUGCAGUUCUGGUGCUCUGGGCAUCAGAAGGCAGGUCAUCUCCAUUUGCCUUUUCCAACAACGAGGACCACGGAGAUAACACCAACCACAAUGGCGGACUUUUGCUGGGUGACAACACAGGUAGUUUCAACCUUGCGUCGGAAAACGAAGAAAACGAAAAUGGCCAGGCAGAAGAAAAUGGCGACGGUAAUGAAAAUGAAUUUGGCGAGGGAAAUGAAACAGAGCAGAGCCAACAUGAGAAGUAUGAAAACGAAGGAGGCGACAAUAACGGUGCCGGCCGGGAGAAUGAAGAGGGCUUGGACGGUAGUCGAAGGAAAUUUGGAAGCAAAGGCACCGAUGAAGAAAAUGCCGAUGAAAGAAGAAAAGGAAAAGAAUCCACUGCUGACGGUCAUGAAAAUGGUCAUGAGAGGGAAGGCAAUGAAAUGAACAAUGGUGAAAACGAACAGGUUGGUGGUGCUACCCAGGGAAUAACAAGUGUAAACAGGGUGGGACAGCAAAGUUCUAGCGCCACCUGGCAAGGUGCUACUGCUGGCAACAGACAUGACCAACAAAAUGUAUACAACAACGGGUUAAGUCAGCAACACGUCAGUGGACAGCAUAAUGAAAAUGGUGCAAUUUUCUCCAAUGGAAAUGUUAAUCAUGCAAUUCAGUCCAACUAUAAUGGCCAGCAUGAAAUUCACUCAGUUCAAAGUAAAGAUCGUGCAAGUCAUGUAAAAGUUGAUACGGUUCAAGCCAACAGUGAUGGUCCUCGAGUAAAUCAAGCCACUUCUAAUGCUAACCAUGAAGUUCAAGCCCCUCAUGGUCAUCAUGCAAUCUACGCAAUUGCUAGUGUUGAUCGUUCAGGUCAGCCUACUGCUUCUGUUAGCAGAGUAGGUCACGCUAACCCUAAUGUUCAUCUUUCAAUUCAAGGUCAACAUAAUGGUAUUCAUGUUACUCAGGGCAAUUCCAAUGGUUACCAAGCAAUCCAAGCAUUGAACAAUAGUCAUCAUACACUUCCCGUCAGUGUUAAUGGGCAUCAUGCAAUUCACUUCAAUAACAAUGGUCAUAAAGACAUUACAGUCAAUGCUAAUAGCCAUCAUACAAUUCAGUCCAAUGCUAAUAAUCAACGAGCAAUUCAGAAAACUGAUGCCAGUCAUGCAGGCCAUCAAACCAUUUUGGGUAAUUUUAAUGAUGACAGUCGUGUAACUGAUAAUGGUGUGAGCAAGUUAGUUAAUCAUGAUAAUGGUGCACAUCAGGAAACUGUCACUGGUCAUCAAACAAUUCCUGCUAGCGGUAACAGGCAUCAUGCAAUUCAGGCAAAUGUUAAUGUUCGUCGUCUUGGCCAUCCAAAUACAAAUGUUCAUCAUGCAAUUCAGGCAAAUGUUAAUGUUAAUCGUGUUGGCAAUCCAAGCACUAAUGUUCAACAUGCCAUUCACUCCAAUAACAAUGGUCAUAAAACUAUCAAAGUCAACAGUAAUGGCCAUAAUCAUCAAGCAAGUCAGCAAAAUGAUGCUAGCCAAGCAAGCCAAGGCAACAUUUUUGGUCACUUCAAUGGUCUGAGCCAGUUAACUUCUGGUAAUACUGGCGCACACCAAGAAACUGCUAUUGGUCAUCAUACAAAUCAGGCCAAGGCUAAUGGGCAUCAUGGAAUUCAGACGCCUGCUAGUGUUAAUCGUGCAGGCCAUGCCGCUACUAAUGACCAUAAUGCAAUUUCCUCCAAUAAUGAUGGUCGUAAACAAAUUAAAGUCAAUGGGUCAACUGGUAAUAUCAAUGGUGUUGGUCAGGUAGCUACUGGUAGUGGUGUCAGCCAGUUAACUGCCACCGUUAAUGGGCCAAGCAAAGCAACUGCUGAUGUUAAACAUUCAGGGCAAGUAACUAAGGAUAAUAAUGGCAAUAGCCAAGCACAUUUUAAUGUUGCCACAGGAACUGCCACUGUUAAUGGGCCAAGUAAAGCAACUGCUGAUGUUAAACUUUCAGGCCAAGUAACUAAGGAUAAUAAUGGUAACAGCCAAGCACAUUUUAAUGUUGCCACAGGAACUGCUUCUGCUAAUGGGCCAAGCAAAGCAACGGCUGAUUUUAAACAUUCAGGCCAAGUAACUAAGGAUAAUAAUGGCAACAGCCAAGCACAUUUUAAUGUUGCCACAGGAACUGCCACUGUUAAUGGGCCAAGUCAAGCAACUGCUGAUGUUAAAAAUUCAGGCCAAGUAACUAGGGAUAAUAAUGGCAAUAGCCAGACACAUCUUAAUGUUGCCCAAGCACCUGCUGCCAAUAAUGGUGCAGGUCAGGCAAAUGUAGAUAACAAUGGCGAGGGCAAAAUUAAAGCCGGCACACAAGCUGAGGGGAGAACGAGAGGAACGGCCAACCAAAGAUUCUUCAACAUCCCGCUCUCCUUUGGUUCUGUAGGUGGAAUUGGUGGACUUGGCGACAUAGCACUCGGUCUUCCUGCUAUUGGUGGUAUUGGUGCUGUUAGGCCACCAAGUGACUGCCGCUAUUGGUGCAGGACGCCCCAAGGUCAGGCUUACUGCUGUGAGAGUGCCCAUGAGCCACAGAGCUUUGCUGGAGUAAUCAAACCUGGAAUCUGUCCACCCGUCCGCCCCGUCUGCCCACCUGUCAGGAGCUUCCAGCCACCUGCACCCUGCUCCAAUGAUGGUGCCUGUGGUGGUGUUGACAAGUGCUGCUUUGACACCUGUCUGCAACAGCAUGUUUGCAAACCCCCUCUUGGAUUUGGACGGUAGUUCUGCUUCAUUCAUUUGAACACAUUAAGUUUUGUUUGUAAAUAUCCAAUUAAAGCUGAAAGAAGCCUAAUGAUAAGUGCAGUGUGACGCAAGUAUAUUUUGUAAAAAGCCUAAACUGUAAAAUAUAUUUUAAAGACUUUCCACAA
Molecule: messenger RNA, 4820 nt
Organism: Macrobrachium nipponense
Lineage: Eukaryota; Metazoa; Arthropoda; Malacostraca; Decapoda; Palaemonidae
Exons: 9
Coding region: 115-4674 (1519 amino acids)
Cellular component (GO): extracellular region
Molecular function (GO): peptidase inhibitor activity
Source: RefSeq, a predicted model, not a curated record